Girardinichthys multiradiatus is the source of this 5114-nucleotide messenger RNA. RefSeq names its product GTP cyclohydrolase 1 (gene gch1). Lineage: Eukaryota; Metazoa; Chordata; Actinopteri; Cyprinodontiformes; Goodeidae. Bases 527 to 1291 code for a protein of 254 amino acids. Gene Ontology annotation, cellular component: cytoplasm. The transcript is spliced from 6 exons. The record is from RefSeq and is a predicted model, not a curated record. Gene Ontology annotation, molecular function: zinc ion binding; GTP cyclohydrolase I activity; GTP binding. Gene Ontology annotation, biological process: tetrahydrobiopterin biosynthetic process; tetrahydrofolate biosynthetic process.
UUCCUUUUGAAUGCUCGUGACGCCCCCGAACCACUACCACCCUGGGUGGGUGACCCAUAUUGCUCAUAAAAAACUGCUACUGACAACAGAUUCAACAGAACAGGGGAAAGCUUAUUAUAACAAUUAUGGAAAUAAGAUUGGAAAAAAAUGGCAGAAUUUUUCCAUAUAUGAAAUAACCUAUAAGGCUAAUUAGAAGACAUAGAAAGACAGCUUAUACACAUGUAUAAAACUUCCUGAAUUUACUCGUUACACUGCAGGCUCUAAAAAAAUGAUAAUUUAUCAGGGUUAAAUUAAAAGGAGUUGGCUCCACCCCCUCGUAGUGUUCUCAGCCAAUAGGAGCGCUCCCUGGAUUACCCAGAUCUUAUAAAGUGGGUGCUGAGGCUGAGAAGACUGUCCACUUUCAGAGCAGAAACGCGCCUCAUUGUACAGGAAAACUGGUCCGAACCGGUUCAUCAGGUCCUAAACUUACAUCUGUUUAACUGGUAGAAACUGGUUCAACAGGCGGAUUUAAGGAAGCAGCGUGGCAAUGGAACACUCUAAGAAGCCAAAGUACAGCUCAGGAGACACCAAGGACUCCGGAGACAGCGUCUCCGUCCUCAACGGACACUUUGACGGGAUAGUGAAGCGGCCAGCAGUCGCCUCGCAGGCAGCGGAGUCCGGCUCCCACCGGGCGACUACCUCGGUGAUGGAGAGCUGGAAGGAGGAGCGCACCAGGAGCCUGGAGGACAACGAGAUGAGCCUGCCGUCCCUGGCCGCAGCCUAUACCACCAUCCUGCGGGGGCUUGGGGAGGACCCGGAGCGGCAGGGGCUCCUGAAGACCCCCUGGAGGGCCGCCACCGCCAUGCAGUUCUUCACCAAGGGCUACCAGGAGAAAAUUAUCGAUGUGCUGAACGAUGCGAUCUUUGAUGAAGACCACGACGAGAUGGUGAUCGUCAAAGACAUAGACAUGUUCUCCAUGUGUGAACACCACCUGGUUCCCAUCUUUGGCAGGGUUCACAUCGGUUACCUCCCCAACAAGAGGGUUCUGGGCCUGAGCAAGCUGGCCAGGAUUGUUGAAAUCUACAGCCGUCGACUACAAGUUCAGGAGCGGCUGACCAAACAGAUUGCUGUGGCCAUUACUGAGGCCCUGCAGCCCACCGGGGUUGGAGUUGUUGUCGAGGCAACCCACAUGUGCAUGGUGAUGCGAGGCGUCCAGAAGAUGAACAGUAAAACCGUUACCAGCACCAUGUUAGGAGUCUUCAGAGAAGAUCCAAAAACCCGUGAUGAGUUCCUGACCCUCAUCCGAAGCUGAAGAGGAAGAACCUCCUUCUUCUCCUGUUGCCUGGAGUUACCUCCACCUGCACGGACCACCUGCCGUGCUAGCUGUAUGUGUGUGUGUUUGUGCGUGGGUGUGUUUCCGUCUCACUGAAGACAGUGAAAGGGUGUUUACUCUGUGUUUUUGCUCACUCUGUAAUGACGUGAUGAAGCGGCAUGUUACCUCAGCAAUUUCAGCUCAAGGCCGCUGACAUUCCUGUUUAAACUCAGACAGCGCAACACACUUUACCCUGUUUUUUUUUUUGUUUUUUUUUUCCAUGUGUGUGAAUGUUCACUGGCCUCCAAAAAUAGUUUAUCCUGAAAACCGGUUCUAGAAAAAACAACCCUAAAGCAUUUUCAUAUGACAUGCAGCAAGUUCUAGAAUGAAUUUAUCCAGUCGUAAAGUCACCGUCUUACCUUAAGGAUGUGUAUCGUAUCAGGACAUAAGGAACUUAUAUUUACUGUUUCAAAAAUUUUAAAAUCUAACCUCAUUUAUAAAAACACACAACACACUACUAUUAUUUAUUAAACAAAGAUAAAGCCUCCAAAAUGCAACAGGUUGUGGAGCCAACAGUACCUGGCAGUUUUCCCUUCUACCUUCUCAGUCUCUCACAUCACUUUUCUUCAAAGUUCUGUUCAUUGAGAUUUGCAGAGGUUUAUUUCAUUUCAAUCAUUUUCAGGUCUAUACUUUGGGCAGGAGUGUGAUUCUUUUCUUAUGUAGCCAUUUUGUGUUGGUUUGAACCUUUGUUUGAGGUCAUGUUCUACUGUUGACCCGAUUUGGGCCAAGCUUUUCUCGUUGGACAGAGGGUCUCAACAAACGAACAAAGGAGUUGGCUCAAUGCCUGCGUUUCCAUUGACCAUCAAAUUACACAAAUUGUAAUUACGAAAAUAAAUUCGCUUAAUGGAAACACAGCAAUUUUGAAAAAACCUCCAACAGUUUUUUCGAUAUGAAGGUUUUGUGCUUGGAUGAGGUGUUUUUUUUUUAAGGUGUUUGCGAACCUCCAAUGGAAACACAUUUUUCACAUCACAAAAAUAACGUGAUCAGCAACCGGAUGUGACUACUGGCAAAAAGACGAAGAUGAAAAAAGGUAGUAGGAUGAUGAUGUUAUAGUGUGAACAAACUUAUUCACAUGUGAUUUUAAUUGCAUUUCUUAUUUAAUGGAAACAACGCAAUUGCGAAAUUGUUUUUUUUUUUUUACAUUAGCGGAAUAUUGACAAAGUUUUGCACACAUUUGUAAAGGAAACGUAGCUAAUGCUGUAAGAUACCCAGUCUCCCCAAACCAUCACUAUGCUCAACAGUUUGUAUCAGGUGUUUCUCAAAGCAUGGAGCUGUGCACCAAGCCCAAACACCUCUGUCAACAUUGGUCUCAUCUGUCUAAAGGACUCUGUUCCAGAAGUCUUUUGGUUCAUUCAGAUGCAACGUUGCAAACUUAAGUCAUGGUGUCAUAUUCUUUUUGGAAGAGGCUUUCUCCUUGCUAACUGAGGUGUGUAGAGUCUGAGAUAAAGCUUUGUUUUAUGGGCUUGGGAUGAAUUUGCUCAGACUUCCCCUCUGGGAAGAUAGACAAUUAUCUUGUUUGCACUUGUGGAUAAUGUUUAUUUCCAAAGAAUGAUGAACUUCGGAUUGUUUGGUUUCUAUUACUUCCUAGGACAGCAACGGUUACUUCAUUGCUGAAGUGUUUCCUCCCUGGCAUUGUGUUUCAGAACAACCAAACUACCAAAACCACUGUUUUUAUAGAGGUGGUCGCAGUUUAUGACCCUCAGUUAAUCUGAGACAUUUGAUUGGCAUCACCAAGCUGUUUCUGUCCUUCUAAUCCUAUGGAAGAGGCAAGGGUGUACUUAGUUUUUCAAAAACAGCCUUUUAUGCCUUGGUUUUAUUGUUGUUUAAUUAUUAAUGGCGUUAAAUUUGUUGUGUAUUUUUCUAUGCUUAAGGUUAGAUUUGACUCAUUUUAGAACUUGGUUCUAAGAUCUUUAUUUAUGUCCUGAUACAUAAAACCCAAGAAUGGAAAGGCGUACUUCCUGUCACCAAGACUGUAGUUCAGAAACCACGCAAAAUGUUGUUUUAGAGGUGAUUUGCAAUGACUUGCACAGUUUUACUUUUCAAGGUUAAAAAAAACAUGAAAGCAAAAUUAAAUCAGAUUUACCUGCAAAAAGCUCCCAGGACCUUAAAGCUUUGGUUUACUAGUUUUCCUUAAAAUUAAAGACAACUGAUGUUUCACUGUGAAACAUAAACAGCACGUUUGUAUAAGUGUCAGUGACCCGCAUCCUUUCAGUAUCUGUUGAAAUGUGUAAUUUCACCAGAAACGUACUAACGUUCAUCUACACUUAAAAAUUAUUUUAUUGCUUUAUCGCCCACUCAAUAUAGAGAAGAAAAAAAUACCUUUUAACCUGCACAUUUCAAACUACACCAACUGAAAAGAAAAAACAAACACCUGAUAUCAUUUUUUACCGACAACUUACAAUAUAAACUAUACAUACCUAGAGAGUAUUGUUAUGUUUAACUUUUGCUUCAACAUUUAGAUAUCAUUUGUAGCACGCUACAUGCUAAUUAUGCUAAGUGCUAAUUUAGUUAAAUGUUGACUGUUCUGCUUCCUGAUUCUGCUUAUUUUAAUUAACGUAUUGCUGUCAAUUCUACAUGAUGAUUAAGAUACAUGCUAACUACUCUGAAUGCUAGCUAUACUACACGAAAAGUAGGCUACAAACCUUUCACUGAAGUAGGUGGAAGAGAAUUAAAACAAAGUAUUCUGUAAAAGCUUCCUGGAGGACAUUUUAAAAGUGUUUAGUGCAAAACAUUUAGAAGCCAGCAUUCAAUAAAAUAGAUCUAAUUUACGCUGUAAUUUGCAAUGUACCAUUGAUACAGUUCUACUGCAGCAUGUUAUAUGCUAACUGUGCUACAUGCAAACGUCUUUCCAAUAAUCUUUAAAAUCCUACAGAUCUGAUGGAAAGUCCAGAUGCUAAACAUCAGAAAUGUCUGAGGUAUUAUAACCUCUGGGUAUUUUUACUGAAUCUGAAAAUCACAAUAAUGAUCAUUGGGUUUUAGCAUUAGCUAUAUACUUCUUUUUGUUGUAUCACAUAAAUUUCAUAUAAAUAACAUUUUCAAUUGAAAUCACAAUGUAAAUUUUUAUUGACUAUUCUCAGAAUCGUGUUAUUUUGAGAAAUGCAAUUUUACAGCACUUAAAGACUAUUACAAACAAUUACAUUGGUUUAAAAUUGUAAUAUUCUAUCCUUCCUUCCUAUGUCUUUAAACUUUUAAAACACUGAAAAAUCAUAACAAAUAAAUUAUUUUCUGCUAAUUAAGACAAUGUUUUUAAAAUCAAACUUGUACUGAAUUAUUGUUGUAACUAAGUGCAUCUGGAACCAAUAUUGGUUCCAGAUGCACAACGCCAAUAUUGUCCCUUUUUUGAAACAUUUCUUUAUUCUUUUGCGGGGAAAGGCCUUUAUCUGCCAACCAGCCUCUGAAUUAAAACCGAAAAGAUAUUUUGUCAAUGAAAGGUUUGUUAAAUGUAUUUUUGUGUGUGUGUGUUUUCUUCAGUUUUCAUCCUGGCAGAUGAACACUGCGGAGACAAGUUUGUGUUGUUUUGUGACUUUGUGUUUACUGGUGCAACACAGCUUUGCAUUCCAGUGCAUCUCAAUGUCCGCUUUCUGGUUUUAAUUGUGCAGCUGUAAUUGUCUGUGUAUUACUGUGUGUGUGUGUGUGGUGUGAUAGAGGGAAGAUAAAUGCUGUGAAAAAACAAAUGCUUUAAUUGUUUCUGUGGCCUUGUUUAUUUGUUGUGCUCAUUUUAAAGACUUUUUAAUCAAAUAUAUUAAAAGUAUGUGACAGCAGA